UGUUACAGUAUGUGCAGGCUGCAAAGAUAUUUUGAUGAAGGAAAAUAAAGACUGUUUUGACGGUUAUAACACAUACUUGGCUAACCUAGGCAACAGUGGGGCGGAUUCUUCACAAAUUUUGUCACUUCUGUGCAGAGAUGAGGGUAGAGCGGCAACAAAUUGUUUAAAACCACUUCUAGAUGAAUGUAAGGAGCUUGCAGAUGAUGAUAUGUAUCUAGUAUUUACAGUACUUGAUACAAUGGGUGGAUGUGAAGUACUGGAAUCUCCAGAAACCAUUGGUGAUGUCAAAGGCGAAGUGCCCAGCGGUGGUACCGAAGUUGUAAAUGAAGUCGAACAUGACAUCCCAAUUGAUACAACACUGUUUGCCAAAUUACUAGAAGAAAGUAAAGGAGUUUGCAGCAACUGGACAGAUAAGCUUCACAACACGUGCCCAAAAGUUGAAAUACCAGAAAUCAAAUCCAAACAGAUGAGGUCAAGUCAAGCUGAUCUUUUGGUUAAUUUUCGGACUAAACUUUUAAAAUGCCAAUGCCCUCACUUUCCACCAGAUUACUUUAAAGAUGACUGUUUGAAGGAUAGAUUGACGACAGAUCACCAAUAUAUCAAUUGCUUCAAUAAUGCCACAAAUUUUAUGAAAACGAAUCUAACUUGCGAGCAAUAUAAAAGCGCCUAUGAAUGUGUAAAGAACGCUAUCAAACCAUGCAAGGAUGAACACAAGGAAACGUUUUUAAACACAACAAAUAUCUACCUUGAUGCUAUCUUUGUGAGGGAUUGUAAAGUUGAGAUUGGGAAGGCGAUAACCAUGGAGAAAAUCGUAAAGAAAGCAACGAGUAACGCCUAUGUCAACAUGCUUUCAUUUUAUACUAUGUUUACUAGCAUUGCUAUUGUCUUAAUUUUUAAUAUCAAAUGAGUAAUUUUCAUUGAAUAAUGGUAUCUAAGAAAUAUGUUAAAGGGUUAACGUUAAAGACAAAACCAAACACUCGACAUUUUCUUCAGCUUUUUGCAUACUAAGUCUGGCAAAACAUUUUGCAUUUUGCAACAAAAUAUGAUGGUCAGCUAAUUUGACGCUGAGCACAUUAUUUAGAUAUUUUAUUGUCAAAAAAGAAUCUGAACUUGGCACAAUCUCAGCACCUUCAGGGCAUAAUAUAUAUAUUGAGCAACAAUCUUUUGUAAGCACAAUAUUCAACUGAGAACUAUAUUCUGUAGUUUUCCGAAAUAUAUAUUGGCAGCGUAUAUCAUUAUAUAGAGGACAGAUUAACAUAAAAUGGAAUUCGUCCUCUAUUGAAGUUUCACAAUAAGGACAUAUACGUUAUUCUCUACUUAAGCCAUAGUAUCUGUUUCAAUAAGAAGAUUGUGAACAGAGCAUCUAAAAGAAGCAAAACAUUUUCGAAAUUUGACAAUAUCCAGGACAUGUACAUAAUAUUCAACUGUAAAUCUUGUUUUAUAUGAUGAAUAAUAUGUCAAUUUCUUAUUAAGCAUACAUUUUGCACUCCAAUUUUGUAGAUAUUGAUCUUUUAGUCUAUUGACAUACAGAUUCAAAAAAUCAUCAUUAAUAGUUUCAUUUUGGUUUUCCCAAAUAUAGCCAAAACCAUUACUAAAUAAAUUCCUCUUAUGUCUGAAACCCAAUUUUUCCUACCUAUUGUAUCAUAAUAUAAUAUCAUAUUAUAACAUAAUUUAGGAUAUCUAUCGUUUGGCAUUUUUAACAGUCUUAGCCAAUAUUUAAUACAAUUUUUGAUGAGUAGAUAUACAUUGGGUAUCGUCCCAAGUCACCCAUAACUUCAUCAUUGCAAGCAUUAGAGUUUACUUGUAAAAAUCUUUUACAACAAAAUAUAUGGAGUGAUUCACUCCAUAUACCAUUUCAGUGCCUUGUAUGUUUUACAUACAUCACGCGAUUUUAAAUAUUAACAAACGUAUAUAAACUAAAGAUUUUAAAGUUUUACUUAACAUAAAAGUCAUUCUGUCUGAUAGAAAAAUAAAAAUGAAUUUCACCACACUUUAUUCCUCGUGCUAUGAUAUCUUUAACAAAGAACUUUCCUGGGUUUAAUACCUCAGAUGUCAGUAGUAUUACUGGACUGUUUUAGGAUCAGCAAUUAUUUACAUUUGUCUUUAUCCAAUAUUUCGAAUAUUUCAUUUGCUUAAUGACAAAUAAAAUGUUCAAUUAUUAGAAUUAUUAAAGUUUUAUUACAUUUAUCAAUAUUGCAAUAUCGGGUAUAUAAUGAAUUAGAAAUGUGUCGUCACGCCACGGAUGCCCCCGCAUGCAGCCAGAAUUUAAAAUGAAAUAAUCAUAUUUAGUUCCAAAUUUGUCGGCACAAACUUUUUUUCAUUCUAAGUUCAAAGCCCGUUAACACAAACCAUUUUUAUACAUAGUUCAAGGCCAUGAAAGCAUUCUGUGUUAACCUUUGUCAAAUUGCAUAUUGCUUUUUUUAGCCGAGAUAAUGACAACAAUCAUUUCCACGAAAGUGAGAGUGCAGAAACUGAUUUUUUUUUCCAACGUUCAAGAAAGAUAACUUUGUUCAAAACCAUCGAACCAUGACCAACUUCAAAUUUGGCCUGCUCAUUCCUAAGAUGUAUCUUCAUGUCAAAUAAGUGUUGUAUUACUGUUAGGGAGAUAAUAAACAGAAACUGAAAAGAUCAAGAGGGAUAACUUUGUCAAAAAUUAUCAAACCAUGACCAAAUUCGAUUCUGACAAUCAUAUUCCUAUGACAUAUCCAUAUAUCAAAUUUGGGUUGAAUAUGUACAACUGUGUGGGAGAUAAUGAACAGAAACUGAAAAUCUCCUUUUUUAAAGUUAAAUAGGAAUAACUCAGCUAAAAUCAUUGAACUAUGACCAAAUUCGGACUUGACCUGCCCAUUCCUUUGGUGUAUCCAUAUGUCAAAUUUGAGUUGAAUGUGUAAAGUUGUUGGGGAGAUAAUGAAAUGUAACUGAUUUUUUUUUUAAGUUAAGGGGUUUAACUGUGCAAAAAUCAUCAAACCAUGCAUAUGAACUUGACCUUUGCAUUCCUUUGACGUAUCCAUAUUGUUACGAGCUAAACGCAACUGAGAAGAUAACACGGCAACAAAUUUUAUAAUUUUUAAAUUAAAGAAAAACAAUAAUUUACAAUAAUACAAAAAAAGAUGAAAGUAAAUCUUAACUUACCAUUGUUUACGAUUUAAUUUUAACAAAUGUUUUAAAGUUUAACUUACUCAGUACAGUUUGAAAUUUAAUUACUUAAAUUUAAUUCAUGUUUUAUGCUUACAGCAGAAUAUUACAAUACAUGCAAUAUGUUUAAAAUACAUUUUACACAGAAUUACAGAAUUUAAACUAAUAUAUUUUUAUGUAAGCUUUACGAUAUUAUAAGUAAAAUAGCACACAAUUAGUAUAUUAACAUUAAAAAAUAUUACAAAUUAGCAUACACCUUGAAGUACAAAGAUUUAUUAUAUAUAUACUAUUAAUGAACAAUUUAGAAUCCUAAACUACUUACAGAAAAGAAUAUUUUAGAAUGAUCACGAAAAGAACUUUUUUAAAAGAAGAUGAAUGAAAAUGAAAAAUUAUAUAAAUAUUAAAUAAAAAAACUAUUAAAAAUGGUCGUGCCAUGAGUAGGUAUUGAACCCACGAUAUUGAGAUUAUUAUUUUUGCGCUUUACCUACUGAGCUAUUUAGGAAAUAGAUACUAAACACAUUUAAAAUAAAGCCUAUAUACAUAACACCAUCCCUUUUAAAGAAAAAAAUAUAUGAAAUAUUUUUUUUUUUAAAUUAGCAAUAGGCAAUUAAUAUACAUGUAGUAUAUUACACACGUGAUGAAGCAUUAGGAAUAAAGUUAUUUUUUUAACAUGUUUUAUUUUAAGAUUAUGAUUUUGUAACAUUAAACUUUAUCUUUACAAUUUUUAUUUUUUAUUUUUGAGUUUAUGUAAAAACUUGAGUGGAUUGUAGUUACUGAAAACAAUAAUGGGUUUUUAAGAAGAUACGUUAACUUUAAAAUGUUGAAUUGCAAGUAUAAGAGCUAAACACUUUUUUCUAUUUUAGAGUAUUUUUUUUAGGUUUGUUAAAAUGUUUAGAUGGAUGGUUAACACCAUUGUUGUUUUUUUAAUUAACACAGCCCCAAUAGCAAUAUAACUUUCAUUUACAGCUUAUUUGAAACAUUUGUUAAAGUUUGGAGCUGGCACAAUUGGUGAUUUUAAGCAAAUUUGUUAAUGGCUUAGCAAUAUCUGAAAAGGUUUCGCAAAACUUUUGGUAAUAACCAGCCAUACCAAGAAAUUUUAUUAAUUGUUUUUUUUUUACAUUUUACAUGUAGGUACAGGAAAACUAUUAAUAGCUUGUACUUUAGCAUUAACUGGUUUUACAAGAAGCUGCUCCACCUUAUGUUUUAAAAAUGUCAAUGUAGCAUGGCAAAAUUUACUUUUUGCGAGGUUGAUUGUUAAUUUAGUGUUGCUUAAUUGCUUUUCGAAUGCUUUGAUGAUUUUAGGAUGUUUUUAAAUGUACGGUUAGAAUGUAUGAUGGCAUUGUUAAUGCACCCGUUGCAUUUAUUGAUACCAGCGAUAACCGAAUUGAUAAGCCGUUGAAAUGUAGCUGGUGAAUUUUUUAUGCCGAAAGGUAUAACUUUAUACUGGUAAAGCCCAUUAGGAGUUACAAAUGCUUAUUUAUUUUGCAUUCUUAGUUAAUGGAACUUUCCAAAAGCUUUUAAGUUAAAGUUUGUUACAUAUUUUGCUUUUUAAACAUUUUUUAUGCAAUUAUUUACUUUUUGUAUUGGAUAUGUAUUAGUUUUUGUUAUUGCAUUUAUUUUACGAUAGUUUGUGCACAUUUUAUAUGAGUUGUUUGAUUUGGGCACAAGAAUGUAUUGUGAACUAUAUUUGCUUUGGUUUUGGUUUUAUAAAGUUAUUUGUUAGUAAGUAUUUGACUUUAUUUUUUUAAGCUUGUUGUUUGACUGGAUUUGUUUUGUAUGGAUUUUGUGUUACUUUUUAACACAACGCUAUGGUAUAUUUUAUUAGUUUGUGUAACAAAUGUUUGAAAUAAUACACCCGCUUUUUUAGUUGUUUUGCUGUGACAGUUUAAUGUGUUUAUAUUUUUUAGAAUUUUUAACUUUUGUUUUACAAGGAUUUGUUUUUGCCAUUUUUUUGCAUUUAUUCAUAUUACUAACGUUUUGUUUAUACGAGACGUGGUCAGUUACUGAAACCGGAUUAACAAUAUUUUAAGAAUUUUUAUAUAUGAAGACCCUAUAAAAGUUUUUUUUUCCUUUUAUGUGUUAAAACAACAUAAUUAAGAUUACUUAUUUUUUUAUCAACAAUGUAAGGACCAACAUAUUUAGCGUGUAACGGAUUACCAGGAAUCGACAAAAGAGCCAGAACUUUAUUACCAGACUGAAACGACUUAGUUUUGUAUUUUUUGUUAUAUUUAAGUUUUAUUUUAGUUUAAGUUACUUCGAGAUUUUGUUUUGCAACUUUACAAGCUUUAGAUAUUUUUGUUUAAAGUUUGAGACAUACUUUAAUAAAUCUAUUUACAGGUGAAUUAUUUUUAGACAAGAUUUUUUUUUUAACAUAUGUAAAAGUUUGCGAACUGUGUGUUUAUACACGAGUUUAAUUGGACUGGUUGUACAAACUUGUUUGCAGCAAAUAUGAGCAAGGGAAUACCUUUAUUUUAAUUUUUUGUGUUAAAACAAUAUGUUUUAAUUAUGUUUUUUGUAGAGUUUUAUGGAACUUUUUAAGGGCACCUUGGCUUUUUGGAUAAUAAGCCGAUGAUUUAUAUUUCUUUAUUUUUUUUACUUCUGCAUGAACUGUUGGAAAAUAUGAGACAUGAAAUUUGAACCCUGGUUUACAAAUGGCAACAUCAAACGUAAAUCUAAAAAUACCCUGUCUGUCACCGACUUAAAUAUUAUCUUAAAAAACUCUGGUAAACAUGCAAUGUUAUCACGUCUUACUUCCCUUUCAUUAUCAUCUCUGAAAAUCUUAGACGCGGAGGCAGAUAAUAUAGUUAUUCAAACAGAUCCUUUAUAUACAGCAGCUUAUCUUAUUCAAAGUUAUACUCAGCACGUCUUAAGACCUCAUAUCGACAACACUUCUGACCACAACAGGCAUUUCCUAAAAGUAACCUUUCUUAAUAAAGGUAUCGAUUUCAUCGAUUUACCAAGUAUUUUUCGUGAUAAACGUGUCACUAAUUCAGUUCCUUUAUACUUCAAAAACUCCGAGAUACCAAUUACUUGCUAUAAAUAUAAGAAGCCUGUAAUUCGUAACUUAUUCUUGAAAGGAAUGAGAUUGAUUUUAAUGCUUGUCGUGGUCAGAUUGCUGAAUCUAUAGAGGAUUUUUCGGUCAAAUGGUGUCGCCGUGAAAAUGCGGAUAGUAAUGCUCUAGUUACAUGGAAACGUAACAUCUUUAAAAUUAUUGAUUCACGUAUUAAUUUUUAUCGUGGAAAUGAACAUCUUUUGCCACCUAAACCAAGACUUACUUUAAGACAUCUGAAAAAAGAUAUUCUAGCUUUUCAUUCAAAAUUUGUUUUGGUGCCAGCGGACAAGGCGGCUAAUAAUAUUAUAAUUGUUUGACGAAUCCAUUACAUUAACGUUUUGCAUAAGGAACUAAAUAGCACUAAUGCGUAUUCUAAAACCUCUGCCUCCGAAAAAGACAUUGUAAACAAUCAUAUUACUAAUAUUUCCAAUCUUAAAGUCCAAAUUAAUGAAAAAGAACUCAAACAUCCUAUUAUGUAUUGGAUUCCUAAAUUACAUAAAAAAACCUUACAAAGCCAGAUAUAUUGCUAAUUCUACAUCUUGCACUACAAGUAAACUUUCUAUUUUAUUGACGUCUUGUUUGACUGCCAUUAAAACACAUGUAAUUAGAUAUUGUGAUAAAGUCUAUGAAAACACAGGCAAACAUCUCUUUUGGUCAAUUAAAAAUUCUGGUGAAAUCUUGGAUAAAUUCAAAAUUAAUAACUUUCAAGCUUCAACUGUCAGUACAUACGAUUUUUCUACACUUUAUACAACUUUGCCACAUAAAUUAAUCAAUGAUAAACUAAUUUCCCUAAUUCAGAAAACUUGUGCACGGGAAAAAGUUACCUUUCUAGCAUGUAAUUCUAACAAAGCUUUUUUUACUAACGGUAUUGUUAAACAUUAUACUAUGUGGACCUGUGACGAAGUUUGUAGAGCACUCUCUUUUCUUUUAGACAGCAUUUAUGUCAGGUUUGGUAAUACCCUAUUUAAACAGAUCAUAGGAAUUCCUAUGGGUACUAAUUGUGCACCCCUGGUCGCCGAUUUGUUUUUGAACUGCUAUGAAAGAGACUUUAUGUUGAGUCUCUCUGAAGAGAACCAACAAGAUGUUAUAGUCGCAUUUAAUAAAACUUCCAGAUACCUUGAUGAUAUUUUUAAUUUAGAUAAUCCUUAUUUUGAUCAAAUGGUGUCUGACAUUUAUCCGCAUGAACUACAACUUAAUAAAACGAACUCUUGAAAUUUUAGUACAUCAUUUUUGGAUCUUCAUAUUACUAUCGACAACAAUUCUAUUCACACGAAAAUCUAUGAUAAAAGAGAUGACUUUGACUUUUGUAUAGUUAAUUAUCCACAUUUAGAUGGAGACGUACCCCACGCAACAUCUUACGGGGUUUAUGUUUCUCAGUUAAUUAGAUUCGCUAGAGCUUGUAGCAACGUAAAUGAUUUCAACGAGCGGAAUAUUUUUAUUACCAGCAAGCUUCUAAAACAGGGCUACCGCUAUAAUAAAUUACGGAAAUAUUCUACUAAAUUUUACAAUCGUAACUUUAAUUUAAUUUCUAAAUUCAAUAGUGAUUUAAAAACUCUUCUGCGACAAGGGAUUAGCCAGCCUGGUUUUUAUGGCGAUGUGAUUUACAAACUUCGUAAGAUUUUGGGUCAUGUUAAUUUUUCUGCUGUUUUUACUAAAAUCAUUAAACGUUUUAUUAAAAGAGGUUAUGACCCUACUAUUUUUAGACAUACUGCAUGCAUACGCUUUCCUCUUUUGAUUGCAUCUGACGGACCAAGUGGGAGACUCUAUGAUGGAUAGUUCGUAAAGCCCUUUGGGGCUGAAUUGUCUUAAUGUUCGUCUUCUGCCUUGUUUCGUCGGGCCCUUGUAGGGGAUUUUCUUAUUGCUCUGUCUUCCUUUAGGACAUUGAGUACUUUUGUUAUGGUCAUUGGGUUUACUUUUAUAUGUUUCUACAUGAUCAUUUUAGUGUUUUACUUAUUUAACCUUUUGUAAUCAUGACAACUGUUAGAAUUUCACUUGGCGGGGAAGGAAAUGGUGAGGCUAAGAGCGAGGUUUGGUGCACCAUUAACCGGUUUAAACUCCCCAGCAGUCAUUAUUAUGCUGCUGACCGUUCCAAGGUGGCGCCCCACUGUGUUCCUCAGAUGUAUGCCUAUGUUGUUUCAUACUGUUUUGGUGACACUUUUGCUUGUGUCCCUUGUUGUUUUCUCGUCUACGGUAAGUAUCUUCCCCAUUGCCUCUAGUUUUUGUUUCUUUGAUUAACCGCCCCCCCUUCACCCGGUCUCCUGUCCCCUUCCCCACUGUGGGCCUAUUAUUAUUUUCUUUGAAUUCCUAAUCAGUUACAAAUUAUUUAUCAUUGACCUGUCUUUGCCCUGUCCUUUUUAUGUUUGGGGUCCGCCUGGGCUCCUUGCCAUUGGUUCUUGUUGCUGGGUCAUUUGGGGGUUGCGUUCAUUGAACGCCGCCUUUCCUUGUUGAUCUUGUUUAUCAUAUUGACUGUACAUAUUUUUGAAGACCCUAUAAAAGUGAUAAACUUGACUAGGACAUUAACAAUGUUUUUGGCCUUAAUAUUUUUCAAAAGUAUAGCUUUUCGAAAACGAGUAGAAACACACAUUAUUGUUAGAAUAUACUUGUUUUUUACCUAGAUUGGCCAAAGGUUUUACACAAUUUAUGAGAAUUUUACGGAAUAUUUUUUUUUUAAAUUUAAGAAUGGGAUGUAACUGUGCCUUAGGUAUUGUUUGAUUUGGAUAGCCUAACAUUUGACAAGUGUGACACGAGUUAAUUGGGUUACAUUUGAUUUUAAUUUUGGUCAAAAGAAAUGACUUAGGAUUUUAUGGUAAGUUUUAUUGAUACCUAAAUGACCUGACAUUGGAGUAUUAUGGGUCAAGCUUAGAAUGCUUUUUGAUAACUUUAAGGAACCACAAUUUGGUGAUUGACUGACCAAUUUUUAUUAGCUUGAACAUUGGGAGGACGCCAUUUUUUAUUAAGACACCAUUUUUUUUAUAGUAACCAACAGGAACUUUAGAAAGUUUAUUUUUCGACAAACCCCUUUGAAACAAAUUUGCAACUUCAUGAUUACUAUUUUAUGCUUUAACAAGUUGUGACAUUGACAUAGUGUUAUGACCAAGAUUAUGUUUUUUUGUACUAAAGUGUAUUUUGAGCUAUGUUUAUUAUUAUUAAAUAUUUGACCUAAAAAUGUAUUAGAUAGGCCAACAUUUUAAGUGACCUUUUUGUUACAAUUAAAGGCUUUACUAGCCGCUUUAUUAGCCAUAGCUUUAGUAACUGCACACGAUGGAUAAAGAUUGGGAAUUUUUGCUUAACAAAACUAUGAGUUUUAGUUAAAUUUGGUGUGCCAGUUAAGAGUGGGUUAACCACGACCUUAUUUUAUAUCUAAGUUAUUUAAAGCUAAGUUAUUACCUAGCAACAAAUGGACACCUUUAAAGGGUAACGACGACUUAACACUUACAUAUACCGGUUUAGUAACCAAGUUUGAUAUUAAAAAGAUGAUAUGGGGCGGAACACUUACAAAACCACACUUUACACCCUGAAUAAGGAACCUAUUACCAGAAGAAGACUUUUUACAAAAAGGCAAUGUAUUAGCCAAAAUUAAAGACUUAGGAGCUUUUGUGUUUUUUUUUUAUUUUAACAGGGCAGGGUGGACUAGAAUUACCUUAAAGUGCAACAAAACCAUUCGACAAGAAUGGCCUAUAAAUUUUUAUAUUCGAAUUAGAUUUUGAGACCUUUGUUAAGCUAUAUAAAAAACGUUAUUUUUAUUAACACAAGACUAUGGGCUUGAUUUUAAAGUGGUGAGACCUGUUGGAUUAGACUUAUUAUAAGAUUUUUUUUUAAGUUGAUAGCAAUGUGCCCUUUUUGUUUGCAAUACCAGGAAGUUUAAAGAGAAAAAUGAUUGGUGCUUUUAUUUUGCUUUUUGAUUUUUUUUACUUGUUUGUAUAACCAGACGAGCCAUAGCUUGGUAUGGGUUUACUAAUUGGAUUUUGAUGACCAUUUAUGUUUUAAUUUUUAGAUGGGGGUGUAUAUUGACCUGUGGAUUUAGGAACAAAGGAAUGCUUAUGAGUUAAAGAAUAGUUAUUAGCCAAACGAGCAGCUUUUUGUUUUAAAAAGUUUUUACUUUUGUUUUGUUUAUAAAGGCGUUGACAUUAGAGUUAAUGCAACUUUUGAACUUUAUAACAAGAAUUAACUGGCGUAAAUUAUUAUAAUGCGUUUUAACCUUUUUGACAAACACCAGCGAUUAAACAAUUAUUCUUUUUUAUUUUAUGAGUUUGGUCACUUAAUUUUUUACAGUUUUUAAACUUUUGUUUGUAUGCCUAAGGAACUAAUUCAUAGCCUUUUAGAAUAACCUUUUUUUACAGCAUUAUAAUUUGCAUACUGCUUAAUGCUUAACUGAGUGUAAAUAUUACGAUAUUUGUAUUAAGGCGCUUUGUAAUAAUAAACUUUAGUGCUUUUUUGGCCAUUUUAAAUUGUUUGCAACUUUUUUUAAUUGAUAUAAAAAUGUAUUACCAUUAUUUUUAUUGAAAGAAGGUACAAGUUUAAUACAUUUAGCUACAUUAAAAGGUUUGUCGGCUAUUAAAUGUGCUUGAUUUACAUUUUUAUUAGCCUUUUUUAUUUGUAAAUGGAAUUGGUUUUUUGGGGGAUUUUCAAGCUUAAGCUUUUUUUAAAGAUUUUUAUUUUCAUUAUUUUUUUUAAAAGUUGUAUUUGUUUUUUUUUAUAUUUUAAUUUUAACCUUAAUUUACAUUUUAGUUUUUUUAAUUUGAUUUUUUGCUUAACUUUGAGUUUUUUUAGCUGUCAUUGUAACUUAAACUUUGAUUUUUUUACUUAUAAAAGAAAGAAAAAUUAUCGAAACAAUUUGUUUUACCAAAAAUUUAAUUAAUUUAUUUGAAACUUUUUGUUUUAUUAUAGAAGACUUAAUUUGUUUAACAUUAAAAUGUUUUGCAAGAUUGAGCAAAUUAGACUUUUUAGCCGAAAGAAAUUUAUUUUGGGAGGGUUUUUAAACAGACUGGUUUCAAUUAAAAGACAUUUUAAUUUGUUGCUGUGUUUUGCAAACAAGAUUUUUAAAGCAAUUGACGGUUGACAGCUAAACUUAACUUUAAAUAAAUAAUGAAACGGCUUUAAACAAAAAUUUUCCGGACGACCCCAAAUUUUGUUAAUUGCAAAACGCAACAGAGAAGAUAACGCAGCAAUAAAUGUUAUAAUUUUUGAUUACAGAAAAACAGUAAUUUACAAUAAUACAAAAAAAAUGAAAAUAAAGUUCAACUUACAAUUGUUUACGAUUAACAUUUAAAAAAUGUUUUAAAGUUUAACUUACAGUUUGAAAUUUAAUUGUUUACAACUUAAAUUUAAUUAAUGUUUAAUGUUUACAGCAGAAUAUUACGAUACAUGCAAUAUGUUUAAAAUACUUUUUACACAGAAUUACAGAAUUUAAAGAUCCUGUAACACUGUUUUUUAUGGUUUAAUUUCAUAAAUAUGAUGCUCAAAUUAAGAUUUGUCAAUAUUGUAAGUUCCAAUAAGCAUUAUUUAUAAAGAUAUUACCAAAUUUAAUAUUUCAUAUGAAUAAAGGGAUGUAAUUAGAAAUUUAUUUUUUACAAAUUUGAAGUCAAAUUUUCCAAUAAGAAAUGAAUGCAUAUAAUUUAUUAAUAACAUAUAAUGUGCACAUAUAUUUGCAGUAUAUAUUUUAUAUAUUCUCCGAUGUUUAAAACUUGUUUUAUCUGCAUAAACAUAUACAUAUAUAAUUUAUUGUAAGAGUGGUAUACACACAUGUACAAUAUCGAUCACAAAACAUACAGGAUCUUUAAACUAAUAUAUUUUCAUGUUAGCUUUACGAUAUUAUAAGUAAAAUAGCAUACAAUUAGUAUAUUAACAUUACAAAAUAAUACAAAUUAGCAUACACCUUGAAGUACAAACAUUUAUUAUAUAUACUAUUAAUGAACAACUUAGAAUACUAAACUACUUAGAGAAAGAAUAUUUUAGAAUGAACAUGAAAAGAACUUUUUUGAAAGAAGAUGAAUGAACAUGAAAAAUUAUAUAAACAUUAAAUAAACAAAAUUAUUAAAAAUAAUAGUGGCGUGAGUAGGUAUUGAACCCACGACAUUGAGAUUAUUAGUUUUGCGCUUUACCUACUGAGCUAUUUAGGAAAUAGAUACUAAACACAUUUAAAAUAAAGCCUAUUACAUAACAAUAUGUCAAUUUGAGUUAAAUGUGUCCAACUGUAAGGAAGAUAAUAAACGGAAACUGAAAAUUGUUUUGAUUUUUUUUUCAAAGUUAAAGGGGUGUACUCUGCCAAUAAUCAUCAAACCAUGACAAAAUUGGAACUUGACCUGCGCAUUCCUUUGACGUGUCAAUAUGUCAAAUUUUAGUUGAAUGUGUACUGCCCCUGGAGAGAUAAUGGACGGAAACUGAAAAAUUCUUUCUUUUCUCAAGAAAGUUGGAGAGAUAAUGGACAGAAACUGACAUUUGUUUUCUUUUCUCAAAGUGAAACGGGCAUAACUCUGUCAAAAAUCAUAAAACCAUGACUAAAUUCGAACUUGACUUGCGCAUUCCUUUGUCGUAUUGAUAUGUCAAAUUUGAGUUGAAUGUGUACAACAUUUUGGGAGAUAGUGAACGGAAACUGAAAAUUUCAUCAAGGGGCAUAACUCUGUCAUAACUCAUCGGACCAUGACCAAAUUCGAAUUUGACCUGUAUUUAUCUUUGAUAUAUCUAUAUGUCAAAUUUGAGUUGAAUGUGGGCAACCGUUAUCAAGAUAAUGAACGAAAAUUGAUGCUGACGGAAGGACGGACUGGAGCAACACUAUAUGCCCCAGCCAUUUUAUGGUUGGUGUUGAAAAAUAUAUAUAUCUUAAUGCCAUAGUCUUUAUGCGUUCAAGCUAGUAUGUUCAUCCUUAAUGUGUUCAGCUAAAUGUGUUCAUAUUUAUGUGUUUCUCUGGAUGCGAUCAUCUUAAUUGCUGAUCAGUUUUCAAGUCCUGUCCUUGCUGUUGCUGUCCUUGCCGGCGGAUCUGUGUUGCUAGAUUGUAUCACAGAACACGUUCAUUGAAUGCCACGCUUCUUGUUGAUAUUUGUUUUCAUAUGUUAUGGUUAUAGACUUAUAGUAGUGUCAUUUACAGAAUAAAAAUGUUUAAAUUAAUUUUUCAGGUGAUCGGAUUUAUUUUGUUUAUCAUGACAAGUGUUUUCUUUUUCUUUUUCACUUUUUAGAUUUUGAUUUCUUUAUCAUUGUAAAGAUCUCAUGUAAUUUUGUACUAAUUUAAAUGAGUAUUCAGAACCUGUAUUGUUAUUGGAAUGCUUCGUUUGAUUGUUCAUAUAUACACGUUAAUAUGUGUCAACCAGAGCCAAUAAUUUUGUAUGUGUUAUGCUGUAUUUUUUUCAUUUGAUUUUUUCGAAAUACCUUUCGUAAAAUUAUUAUAUUUUCUUGAUUAUGUUAAGAGAAGUUUGUUAAUUUAUUGUAAUUCAGAAAUAUGUAAAUUAUCAAUAAGCCAAUUAGUUAAUUUACGUCACGUGUAUGACAACAUGAUUAUUAUCAUGAAUUUAUCUAAGACAUUUAUUGUUUCAUGUUUUAAUUAUUUAGGUAUUGAUUUUUCCAGCGGUGGAUCUUUUAUGAAUGCAACAAAACAUUAGCAGACAAAGCUUUAAGAGCAAUGUGGUCACUUUUUACCAUAACGAGAGAUUUAGAAGUGCCUAUAAAUAUUAUGUUAAAUCCUUUUGAUUCUUAUACAGUACUUUCCAAUACCGUCCAUGAACAUGCUCAAUCAAACCGAGCCUGCAUUUUUUUUACAAUUUUGCCGUGUUGGGCUUUCUUUAGGGAUUUUGUUUUUCACUAUUUCUAUACUGAAUUAUUCGAGUGAAGUUUGGGGUUUUAUUUAUUUAAGGCAUAAACUAUUGACAGAGUACAUUAAAAAUUCAUGAAAUGGUUAUUAAAUGUUAAAAUGUCUAUUACAAGUUCUGCUGUUUAUGGUGAAUUGGUUAGAAAUAAGGAUUAUAAAAUAUUUUUUAAAGUUAUAUGAUGAAAAAAUAAUAAUUGUAUUUUAUCAAGUACCAUAAGUAACUUAAGACAAGUUGCUGAAAAUAAUAAUUAAUUGGGCUUCAAAAGUGAGAGAUGUAUUACAAAAUGCUGGUUUUAAUGAUACUUGGUUGUCCUUCUUCAGAAGAUAUAAAUAAGGUAUGUAUGUAUGUAUGUAUGUAUGUCAUUUAUUUGAAGUUUUUUUUAUCUGAUUAUCUGUUAGACUUAAAGAAAGGAAUUAACAGGCCACUGACUUUUGACAUAUAGCGUGUUUAUCAGUUUUCUGCGGUACAUUUUAAUGUACAUAUAAUGUUGUAUUCAACCGGUUGGAAUUGUUGUUACAAAACGAUAUAAUUAAAACAGGAAAAUGGACUUACUGAGUAGUGUUUAUAAUAACUAAAAGAUUUUUAAAUAAUACCGAAGAUAAAUGACUAUUACACUGUAACUGAAUAUUGAUACAACACAUAAAAUUACGGCACAGACAUAACAUAAUUAUUUGUUACGAAACCACCCCGACGAACCACAUAUUUGAAACAAAAGUGUAGUUCCUGUAAUGUUUUUUUUUACAAUGAAAGAAUGUUAAAUUCAUGUUUCUGUACUUAUAUAAUUACUAUUAUGCUGUAGGAAAAUAUCUUAUUGAUGUUUAUUGUUGUUAUUUACUGUGUUAACUACUAACAUUAUCAUGAAAUUACAAGUAUGAAAUUUAGCGAAAUAAAUGUAUCAUGAAAAUGUAUUUAUUUAUAUUGGAUUGAAAAAUUGAUUCCCGAU
Ruditapes philippinarum (Manila clam) is the source of this 14929-nucleotide messenger RNA. RefSeq lists its product as uncharacterized. Bases 35 to 907 code for a protein of 290 amino acids. The transcript is spliced from 6 exons. NCBI's taxonomy places the organism in Eukaryota, Metazoa, Mollusca, Bivalvia, Venerida, Veneridae. The record is from RefSeq and is a predicted model, not a curated record.